Messenger RNA from Cryptomeria japonica (Japanese cedar), 4224 nucleotides. Its product is annotated as SNF2 domain-containing protein ENL1. The transcript is spliced from 21 exons. The coding region runs from base 263 to 3892 and encodes 1209 amino acids. Lineage: Eukaryota; Viridiplantae; Streptophyta; Pinopsida; Cupressales; Cupressaceae. The record is from RefSeq and is a predicted model, not a curated record. Gene Ontology annotation, molecular function: ATP binding; ATP-dependent chromatin remodeler activity; DNA translocase activity.
AAUUUAAAAUGUGUGAAUAAAGAGUACGAAGAUCGAAUUCCAAUUUCUCCUGUAUCCUCUUAGGGCAAGUUUGGCACCUGAGGACGGUAGAGCGGGAAUCAAAAUUUUAAAAUGUGAAAUACCCAGAAUAUAGGAAAACUGAACAACCAGAACCUUGAUAAGAAAGGAAAGCACAUUUUUGGUGUUGGUCAAUCCGUUUAAAUCCGUGGAUGACAGAAUUUGUUCUGUAGUGUAACCCAAGUAGAACCAGAGCACGCAAGCAAUGGUGAAGGGGCGGGAAAGUGAAGAAGGCGAAGAAAGAGAGAGCAGGCGGCAGCCUCAAAGCCUCAACCAGAAGAAUGCCCAAGCGCUUCAGACGUUGGCUCGCCUCCGAGCGGAGAGACAAAAACUUCGCCCAAUUCAAAUCAAUUCCGAUUUGAAAUCCAUUCCAGACAAAUGUGAAUCAAAAGAAACCUCGCCGAAGAAUCAGGAAAAGGGCUUGGAUAAGGUCAGAAUUACUGGAAGACGGAGGCUGUGUAAGGUUUCUGCUAAUACUGUUACUUCAAGCUCCCAUAGUCUACCGUCUGAUGGGUCCCAAGCAGAGGAAGGUAGUGGUGAGAAUUAUUUUAAAGCAUGCGAUGAGGAAUACCAUGGGUUAUACAGUCAUCCAAUGGCCAAUAAUGUAUCUUCCAAGAGCAAAAAUGAAAGAAAGAUCAGUGUGAAUGAAAUAAGUUCAAAGCUUCAUUCUCUGAACAUCAAGAAUUGCGAGUCCUUCAAUACAGCAGAUAUUGGUAAAGAAAAGUUUAAUGUAGAAUGUAGGGCCAGUAUUAGUGAUACAUUUAACUCUCUCAGUGAUAGUUCAGUUGAUGAGUGCAAUGGUGAUGAUGAAUAUGAGGUUGAGGACGAAAAAAAUGAGUCAAAGGGUUGGCAGGAUGAGGAGUCUGCAUGUAGUGGCAAGGACACAAAGGAUGAAGCCAAAAGCCCCGUUCACAGCUCUGAUGCUCCAGAUUUUGAGAGUGCACAAUCGGCAUUGUCUUCAUUGUCUCAUAAGGGUGACGAUGGUGAAGAGAAUUAUGCUGAAUCAACUAGAGAUACAUCAUUCUUUAUUGGUGCUGGUUUUGGGGAUCAAGAAGAUGCUCCUAAGCUGUUAAACACUAAAACGGAUCAUAUGCAUGGUAUCUUUUGUGCAAAUAAUGCCAAAGUCAUGCCUUCAAAGGUAGUUGAACAAAAUAAAAAUAUGUCUCAAGUUUGUACAGCAGUAGAAGUCUCUUCUUCUGCUUCGGAGCCUGAUCCUGUGUGUUCCGAGAAUGAUAACGAUUUACUAGAAUCUGCAAAGUCUGUGAAGGUCAGAGCAAAUAGUCGUGCAUCUCUUGUGAAGGGCAAUAAUGAGCAAGAUGCAUAUGAAAUAAAUGCUAGUGACAAGGAAGACACUUCUUCAGCAGCAGCAGAAGAUGCUAUUGUCUUCACUGAUGAUAAUAAAACUUACACACUCAAUGGGAAAAUUGCAAAACACUUGUAUGCACAUCAACGUGAAGGAAUCAAGUGGUUUUGGGAUCUUCACUGUAAAUGUAGAGGAGGCAUUCUAGGUGAUGACAUGGGUUUGGGAAAAACAAUGCAGGUGUCUGCAUUUCUGCUGGGGCUAUUUUCCUCAAAUAUUAUUAAACGUGCUUUGAUUGUGGCUCCAAAAACGCUUAUUGCACAUUGGAUGAAAGAGCUAUCUUUUGUUGGCCUUGCAAGGAAGACUAGAGAUUACUCUGGAAGUUCAGGAAGUGCUCGUGAGUAUGCUCUUCUGCAGGUUCUUCAGGCUGGAGGCAUUCUCCUAACAACAUAUGAUAUUGUGAGGAAUAAUCGGAAAGCAAUAAGAGGCGAGUAUGAAGGCAAUGAUGGAUUUGAGGAUGCUAGUGAAGAUAAUUUUACAUGGGAUUAUGUCAUAUUGGAUGAGGGUCACAUCAUAAAAAACCCUAGUACACAGCGUGCCAAAAGCCUUCGAGAGAUACCAAGUAAACAUCGCAUUAUUAUUAGUGGUACACCAAUUCAAAAUAACCUAAGGGAAAUGUGGGCUUUAUUUGACUUCUGUGUUCCAGGACUUCUUGGAGACAAAAGAGAUUUUAAGGGAAAAUAUGAGGAGCCUAUUUUGCGAUCAAAUGAUAAGAAAGCAUCUCAAAGACAAAAAUGGAUAGGAUCCAAAGUUGCAGAGGACUUGAGACACAAAAUUCAGCCAUAUUUUUUGCGUCGUAUGAAGACUCAAGUCUUUCCAGAAUCCGGCGAUUCUACAAGUACAAAACUAGCUAAAAAGGAUGAUAUAAUUGUUUGGUUGAAAUUGACAGGUUACCAGCGGCAAGUUUACACAGCUUAUCUUAAAAGUGAAGCGGCUACUAAAGCCUAUGAGCCGUCAUCUAAGGGAAGGGCCUUGGCUGCUCUAACUGUAUUGAAAAAAAUUUGUGACCAUCCUGGACUUUUGACCAAAAGAGCAACUGAUGACAUAGCUGAAGGAAUGGAGUCCAUGUUUGAAGGAGAGGAGGAUGAUGUGUUAGAAGAGAUGCAGGAAGAAGUUUCUUUUGCAGAGGAGAUAGCGAAAUCCAUAGGAAAUAAUGAUGCCUUGGAAUGUGGCCAGAGGAGAAACAGAAGCAUGUCCUGCAAGAUAGCUUUUUUGAUGGUCUUAUUGCAUAAUCUCAUUUCAGAGGAACAUCGAGUCCUAAUUUUUGCUCAGACUCGGAAAAUGCUAGAUAUUAUUCAGGAGGAAAUAAAGUGCAAAGGCUAUGAUUUUCGCCGUAUUGAUGGCACAUUGAAGGCAUGCGAUAGAGCAAAACUUGUAAAUGAGUUCCAAUCUAGUGACACAAUUUCCAUCUUUUUGUUGACAUCACAAGUAGGCGGUCUAGGGCUUACACUUACUGGAGCUGAUCGAGUAGUAGUUGUAGAUCCAGCUUGGAACCCCAGCACAGACAAUCAAAGUGUUGAUCGUGCUUACCGCAUUGGGCAGCUAAGAAAUGUUCUUGUCUAUCGUCUAAUGACAUGUGGGACAAUUGAAGAAAAGAUUUAUCGAAAACAGGUAUUCAAAGGAGGUCUGUUCAAAACUGCAACAGAACACAAACAGCAAACUCGAUAUUUCUCUGAACAGGAACUUCGUGAUCUCUUCACCAUACCAGAAAGUGGAUUUGAUGUUUCCUUGACUCAGAAACAACUCCAUGAGGAGCAUGACAGUCAACAUGAAAUUCAUGAUUCUUUAAAGAAACAUCUUACUUUCCUAGAAGGCCAGGGGAUUGCUGGAGUAAGUCAUCAUAGCAUGUUGUAUUCUAAGACAGAAACAGUGCAAGCACCACCACCUGGAGAUGAAGAUUCAUUCAAGUGGGAUAUGAGGAGAAAAGAGUUCACAGCGCCCCUUUAUGGAUAUUCUAUUUCAAAAUCGGCAAAGGAUGAUGUUGUGCUUGGACAUGAAUUUGCAUUCAGGCCAAAGGAUCUAAAUGCUGGAGAUCAUAGACCUAUUAUACGUGACACUCUACAUAUACAUAACAAUGAAGCAAAGAAAAUUGGCAUCAAGGAGAAUAUCAUCCGUCUUGAGAAAACUCUUGCAAAUAAGGCUUUAUUGGCCAGACUCCCAGACAAAGGGGAAAACUUACAAAAGAAAGUGAGGGAUUUAACAAAUCAACUCAUUAACCUGCAAAGCAUUUCUUCUGAAAGCGUUGUAGAACUUGUACCUGAGAGUUCAUCUGAUUCAGUUCUUUCCAUUGAAAAGGCUAAUGCCUCAUCAUCAUGUAUUGAAUCUGAACGAAGCAAUCAAUUGAUUGCAACAUCUCAUAAAGAGAAUAUACACAGAGAAAGAGAGGAUUCUGUUUGGAAUGGUGACAAGGUUAUUAACCUUGAAGACAUUUCUUCAGAUUUUCAAAAAUUAUCUGUUCAGGUUAUAAAGGACUAAGAAGUAGGAUGUUGACACUCAGAUGCCAGCUGUGUACUUUGACAAAGCUGCAUAGCUUGUGUUAUUUUGAGGGUGAAUUGCUAUUGUAUAUUUUUGUAUGGGCUUACCAAUUUUGCAUACGUCGAUUGAUCCCUUUUAGUGGGAAUAUGGAUUUCUAGUUGUCCAAUGUAGUUGAGUACAAUUGAUGUGCAAGUGAUUUUUUUAUUAAUUUUCUACAUCGAUUGUAUAUUGAAUGGACAUAUUUAAAUCGACAUCUGACUGAAUUGAUGUGAAACAUUCAGUGGUGUCAUUUCAUAUGAAUUACCCUUUAUUGUAAUAUUUUUUGAUUGGUC